This is a messenger RNA of Pyrus x bretschneideri (Chinese white pear), 1205 nucleotides long. Its product is annotated as protodermal factor 1-like. Lineage: Eukaryota; Viridiplantae; Streptophyta; Magnoliopsida; Rosales; Rosaceae. The transcript has 3 exons. Bases 84 to 986 code for a protein of 300 amino acids. The record is from RefSeq and is a predicted model, not a curated record.
UCUUCCUCCUCCCUACACUUACUCCACCACCCUUCUUCACUUCUUCUCGCUAAUUCCUUACUCUUCAAAGUAAGCAGACAAAAAUGGGGAGAGUGAGAAGCAAUGCUGCCUCUUUGUUUCUGUGGACUUUGGUUGCUGGGUUACUUUCCCAGAACUUGGUCGUCCCUGUCAUGUCCUCCACCGUCCAAGACCAGAAGAACUUCUACUCUCCACCAGACCCCCACUCCGACAGUCCCCCUGGAGGUUCACACGGAACUCCGUCCAGGCCACCAUCACAUGGUGGCGGCUCUCAAAGCCCCCCGUCUCAUGGAGGUGGUGGAAGCUACAAUCCCACACCAUCACCACCUUCCAACUGUGGCACCCCACCAGCACACCACAACCCAACUCCAUCACAUGACCCUAGCACUCCAUCCACUCCAUCAACUCCAAGCGGUGGUGGCUACUACUACUCUCCGCCACCAACUUACGGCGGCAGCCCCCCAACCACACCAGAAAUCGGUACCCCUCCCACCCCAGUCAUUCUAAGCCCCCCGAUCCCAGUCACUGGAACCCCACCAGUAAUUGGAACCCCACCAAUUGAUCCAAACACGCCAACCAUCCCUUCUCCUCCUUUCCUUCCUGGCCCCAACUCCCUUCCACCCUUCACAUGCAACUACUGGGGGAGCCACCCCACACUAAUAUGGGGUCUGUUGGGCUGGUGGGGAACUUUGGGCAAUUCUUUUGGCGUGUCUAGUCUUCCAGGGAUCGGAUCCGGCACCAUGAGCCUCCCGCAGGCACUUUCCAACACCCGCACCGACGGGCUAGGAGAGCUCUACAGACAAGGAACUGCUGCCUUGUUGAAUGCCAUGGUGGAUAACAGGUUCCACUUCACCACCAACCAAGUCAGGGACAGCUUCGUCAGUGCACUGGGAUCGAACAAGGCGGCAGCAACUCAAGCCCGCGUUUUCAAGCUUGCCAACGAAGGAAAACUCAAGCCCAGAGCCUGAUCUCAAUCACAAUCAUCAUUUGCUUUCAUUUAAUUUAAGUUCAAAGUUAAUCUUUAUGAGUUGUUAAUUACUUAUAUCUACUUAAGACAGACUUCAGAGUGUUUGUUUGUCAUUAUUCUAGAACGUUACGUUCUUAGUUUCUAAUCAAAUUUGCAGCACUACAGCAUGUUAAGAUAUGCAAACUUUGGUUUAAAUUUAUUUAAUACUUAGCUUUUAUCA